AUGGGUAUUGCUUUACAGGAAUUCAACUUGAAGAUCAAGGACAAGAAAGGAACGGAAAAUCAAGUGGCUGAUCAUUUAUCCGGUUGGAGUCCAAUGAAGAAGUUCGAGAGGAAGAAAAGCCAAUCAAAGAAUACUUCCCAGAUGAGCAAUUGUUUGCUAUUCAAGAAGGACCAUGGUUGCGGACAUUAUUUAAAGUACUACUUCUGGGAGGAUCCAUUUUUGUACAAGCAUGGCGCUGAGCAGAUUAUAGAAGAUGUGUGCCAGAGAAGAGAUGACGAAUAUACUUUGUCACUGUAUUCAAUGGAAGUUGGUGGUCAUUUUGGUUCGACAAAAACCGCCGCAAAAGUUCUUCAAUCAGGAUUUUUUGGCCUAAUCUUUUUAAAAUUAUGUGUCGAAGUGGGUGGAAGGUGCUGCAUGCCAACAAAUGAUGCUUGUGUCGUUAUCAAGUUUAUAAAGAAAAAUAUCUUUCAAGGUUUGGCACGCCAAGAGCCAUUACCAGUGAUGGUGGUUUUCACUACACUCUCGAAAGGAUGGGCAACUAAACUUGAUGAUGCACUAUGGGCGUAUAGGACGACAUUCAAAACACCAAUAGGAAUGUCACCCUGGAUGGUUUACGGAAAAGCUUGUCACUUGCUGGUGGAGUUAGAGCACAAGUCGUGGUUGGGCAGUAAAGUUUCUGAUUUUGUCUACAAGCCGCUAGAGCCAAACGUUUACUGCACUAUGAGAGGAGCUGCCCAGGAAAGAUAUGAGAUUUUGCAAAGAAACCGGGUGGAUUUAUUGAAGAGAGGGCUGGUAUUUGCAGAAGCUUUUGAGGGAAUAAUUGGCGUGAUUCAAGCUCUGGGUUGGGAGAAAUUUUGUAAAGAACCCCGGCGUGCUGUUGCCUCUAUGGUAAAGGAGUUCUAUGCCAACGUUCCUGAUAGCGUUGAGGGGGACAUGGUAAGAGGGGACGGAGUGAGUAUUGAGAAUCUGCAUCAAGGUUUCACUCAUAUCUUUGAAUCUACCUUUGAGAGCACAGAGGGUGUUGCAGAAUUUAUUGAGUGGAUGGAUUGUUGUUGUGCUGGAAUUGAGAUGACCAACAUUAAUGGCGGAGAAGAGCUUCAUUUUCCAGUUUCUCCGGUUCUUCCUUGUAGGGAUGUUAUAAUUCAGCAUCCAAGAACUGAAUCUUGUGAACUUCUUUCUCAGCUUCCUUCUUCUUUUCCCCUAGACUCCGGGAUUAAUCAUGCACAGACCUUGAUUUCAAACCAUCCAAGUUGGAUAAACUUCUCUAAUAGCUCACAUGGAGAUGUUAUGAAGGAAACAGUUUGGACUAGGGUCUUGAUACCAGUGGUGGGAGGAUUGGUUGAGCUGUUAGCAACUAAAGAAGUACCUGAAGAUCCACAUGUGAUUGAUUUUAUCACAACGCAAUGCAGCAUAUCAAUGGGGCAGGAAGCUGCAAUGGUUACUACAAGCAACAUGGAUGCUAAUUUCUCUUCACCAGUUAAUAAUGUGCAUGAAAAUGGACGGUCAGAUUCAAUCUCGGAUUGCAGUGACCAGAUUGAUGAUGAGGAUGAUGCCAAGUAUCGGAGGAGAACUGGGAAGGGACCUCAAGCUAAAAACCUUGUAGCUGAGAGGAAAAGAAGGAAGAAACUUAAUGACAGGCUUUAUGCUCUUCGAGCUUUGGUUCCGAAAAUUUCAAAAAUGGAUAAAGCUUCAAUCCUUGGUGACGCAAUAGACUUUAUAAAGGAUUUGCUAAAGGAAAUAAAAGAGCUUCAAGAUGAACUGGAGGAGAAUUCAGAUGAUGAAGGGAGCGCCAAGAACAAUAAUACAAGCAUGAAUGUUAACCACAACAUCGUGAAGCCAGAAAUUUUCAGUCAAAGUGGUGGGUUUCAUUUGGGUGCAACUGCUUCAGGUAAUAGCAGUACUCUUCCUAAAGUUCAGAAUCAAGACCUAGAAAUCACUAAUGACAAGACACAACAAAUGGAGGUGCAAGUUGAAGUGGCUCCAUUAGAUGGUAACGAGUUCUUUGUUAAAGUGUUUUGCGAAUACAAGCCUGCUGGAUUUGUAAAAUUGAUGGAAGCUUUGAAUUCAUUGGGUCUGGAAGUGACAAAUGCGAAUAUAACCCGUUUUAGGGGACUUGUUUCAAAUGUUUUCAAAGUGAAGAAAAUGGAUAACGAGAUUGUUCAAGCUGAUCAUCUGAGGGAUUCAUUGCUGGAGCUAACAAGAAACCCGUCUAGAGUAUGGCCUCAUGAGAUUGCAAAAACUUCAGAAUGCAUCAAUGGAGUGGAGUAUAAUCCUCCUCCUCAUCAUCAUCAAGAGCACCACCUUCACAAUCACCAAAUGAGUUUCCACCACCUUCACAAGUAA
This is a messenger RNA of Pistacia vera, 2343 nucleotides long. Its product is annotated as transcription factor ABORTED MICROSPORES-like. The transcript has 12 exons. The record is from RefSeq and is a predicted model, not a curated record. Gene Ontology annotation, biological process: regulation of DNA-templated transcription. Gene Ontology annotation, cellular component: nucleus. The coding region runs from base 1 to 2343 and encodes 780 amino acids. Gene Ontology annotation, molecular function: protein dimerization activity; sequence-specific DNA binding; DNA-binding transcription factor activity. NCBI's taxonomy places the organism in Eukaryota, Viridiplantae, Streptophyta, Magnoliopsida, Sapindales, Anacardiaceae.